Messenger RNA from Populus trichocarpa (black cottonwood), 1771 nucleotides. Its product is annotated as putative F-box/kelch-repeat protein At1g12170. NCBI's taxonomy places the organism in Eukaryota, Viridiplantae, Streptophyta, Magnoliopsida, Malpighiales, Salicaceae. The coding region runs from base 137 to 1300 and encodes 387 amino acids. The transcript is spliced from 2 exons. Gene Ontology annotation, molecular function: protein binding. The record is from RefSeq and is a predicted model, not a curated record.
CAGGACUUUUGCCAGUAUAAAAAUAAGCUAUAUAUUAGGGUAUUCGGCAUGGGAGCCUUGUUUUAACUAUCAAACUCGGAGGUUUGUUUCCUUCAACCUUAAAUCUGUCUGAGGUUGCAGAAGCCAAAAGGGAGAGAUGUUGAAAGGAAAGGCAAUCAAGAUCGAAGAUCCAUUACCUGAAGAUUUGAUAACUGAGAUUCUAUCAUGGCUGCCGGUGAAAGCUCUACUGCAAUUCAAGUGCGUUUGCAAGUCAUGGUAUGCGAUCAUUACAAGCCAAGCUUUCAUAUCCAAGCAUCUUAAUAAUUACUAUGACAACUAUAACGAUAUUGAUACUUUCCUUGCUCAGUAUUUCGUAACGAAAUUAGGAGAACUUGCGUUGUAUGAAUUCUUGGUAGAUGAAACAUCUACAAUUUUAUCAUACGAAGAACUGCGUGAUAGGCCCAUAUAUAAUUCCUUUAUCUGUGGUCCUUGCAAUGGGAUAUUCUACCUGGACCGUUAUUCUUAUAGGGAUCAUCGUGCUCUAUGGAACCCUGCAACCAAUGAACUGAAAACAUUACCUCCACUAAUAAGGAAACCCAAUCUCCCAUCCCUUAGCUUUUAUGCUGGUGUCAAGGAAGUUUUUGGUUUUGGAUUUGAUAGAGUAACUAAAGAUUACAAGGUGAUUGUUAUUAAAAGUUGGAGCAAAACAAAUAGCAAAAUUCGUUAUCCUUUAUCAGUCUUUGUGUACUCAUUAAGUACUGAUUCUUGGAGAUAUUGGGGAGAUUUGCCACAAAAUUACAAGUUAUUGAGCAACAAUAAAUGUUACAUUUGUUUGAAUGGAGUUUUUUACUGGUUGGGAUCAGAUUAUUCUGGUGGGAAAACUUAUGACGAAGCCAUUAUUUCUUUUGAUAUGGCUACUGAUUUGAUCCAAGAUAUGCAGCUACCAGACUAUGACAAGCCAGCCAGGGAAACUGUUCUUUCAGUAUACCAUGACUCCCUUGCUUUGCUUACUGUUCAUGAUAUCAAGCAUUUUCUUGAGAUAUGGACAUUGAAGGAGGGAUGUUGGACAAAACAAUUCACUGUUGGGACUAGUUCAUAUGGACGGAUUUCACCAAUUGCGCAUUGGAAGAAUAGUAAGUUUAUCUUUGAAUGUGGCCCUUGUAAGGAACUAACCUUAUUUGACAUUAUUACCCAAGAAAUAACCUAUCUUGGAUAUAUAAAAGAUAUUCAUUCGUGCGAAGGAAUUUUCGUUUAUCGGGGGAGCCUGGUCUCAUUCAAGGAUAGAAAUGAACACUGGGAAGCUGAAGCGCUAGCACAAUAGACUCGCAUAAAGCUGAAGAAAGCAUCGCAAUUCGCAUGGUAUGAAACAGUUUUUUUAUCAGUAGAAUUUAGAGAAUUCGGUUUGAAUAUGUCGUUGACAAAGAGAUGCAGAGUAAUAUACCGUUGAUCCAUGUAACUCAAUAGGAGCAGUCAUUCUCUGUUUCCUUACAUAAUAAUCAAAUAAGAAGUUUCUUUGAGUAAUGAAUAAUGUUUUGUAUUUUAUUGUGCUAUUUGUAUAAUUCUAUGAUUAAUUGUCUUCCUCUUCUUGAAACGAAAUCCCAUAAAUAUAGUUGUGGAUUCAACACAAACUAAUAAAUAUCAAUGAAUGUGAAUCAAAUUUUCUACUAUAUUGAUGGGGAUACCCAAAUUUUUGAAUGCUGAAUUUUGAGAUCAUCGAAGGAGACUGUGUGCACCAUUCAAUUCUUUGCUUUUGAGCAUCUUACAUGCAUUGUAAUUUGAAAAGGAGUAUAUA